Trichoderma harzianum CBS 226.95 is the source of this 1902-nucleotide messenger RNA. RefSeq lists its product as hypothetical. The record is from RefSeq and is a predicted model, not a curated record. The transcript is spliced from 4 exons. The coding region runs from base 349 to 1698 and encodes 449 amino acids. Gene Ontology annotation, molecular function: chromatin binding. NCBI's taxonomy places the organism in Eukaryota, Fungi, Ascomycota, Sordariomycetes, Hypocreales, Hypocreaceae.
GUCUGUCUGUCCCCCCCGGAUUGCGGUGGCUACGCCCGCUGAGCUCUAGCCCGCUCCUUUGCUAGAGCUGUCAUCUAGAAUUCGGUGCAUAGCAGGAAUCCUACCUUAUCUUGCUCCCGAUUUACCAGGGCCCGUGCCGCUGUUGCAGACUGCCUGUGCUAUUUAUCGGGGCGGGCGCUUGUGUUUACAUCGAGAUAGACCGAACCAGAUCCAAGGCCCAUCUCUCGCUUUGUCAGAAGCAACAGCUCGCCAAAAGAGUCGCUGCGCCCAUUGCCGGCCGUCCGAAUUCCAUCGACGCGCGACGCCCCAGCUUGCGCGACACCGACGGCGCGCUGCCCACGGCCCGCGAUGAGUUCCAAGCCUCGGAAGCGCUCUCGCCCUGCUCCAGACGGCGCCUCAGCUCCUGAUGGUGCUGUCCUGGACGAGAAUCGUGCCGACUGUCCCUUCACCGUCACUGUCGUCUCGGAGCCGGAGCGCAAUGAGAGGGACGGCCCCAAGUCGAAGAAGAGGAAGCAUGACAAAUCCGAGGAGGACAACAACAAAAAGGUCCAGACGCAAAACGCCGUCUUCCAUCCCGAAGGCAAAUUCAAGUCGAGCCAAUCCUUGAAGCUCUACUACGCCGUAGACCCCCGCAAGCAAUGGCUCGACAUGACACGCUACAACAGCUUCGUUCUCAAUGGCGUCAAAUACUACACGGAAGACUUUGUCUAUGUGGCGAACGAGGCAACCAUGGAACGGCAAAACUCUCUGCCUGCCGGCGCCAGCAAAGUUGCCAAGAAAGCAGAUUACUGGGUAGCCCGGAUAUUGGAGGUUCGGGCCUCGGAUGAACAUCACGUAUAUGCCCGCGUGUACUGGAUGUAUUGGCCUGAGGAGCUACCUCUUGGUACUAUGGACGGCAAGAAGCAAAUUUCUGGUCGGCAGCCAUAUCAUGGGCAGCAUGAGCUGGUCGCCUCUAAUCAUAUGGAUAUUAUCAAUGUCGUGAGCGUCGUAAUGGGCGUCAAUGUCAAACAGUGGAUCGAAUCGAACGAUGAUGACAUUCAAGAAUCUCUGUAUUGGAGACAAGCGUUCAACUGCAGGACGGCGGAGCUAUCGUCGGUCGCCCUCGUCUGCAAAUGCAGGACUCCCGCCAAUCCCGACAAAACGUUAGUAGGAUGCUCCAACAAGACGUGCGAAGAGUGGAUGCAUUACGAUUGCCUGCUCGACGAUGUCCUCACCCGAGUGUACGAUCGACUAGGGACGGAUAUUCCUCACAAAUCGGAAAAGCCGGCCAUCAAGGAGGAGGCCAAGGAGGAUACAAAGGCUGAGCCAAAGGAAGGAACCAAAGGAGACCUGCCCUACCGCCUGUUGAGCCCCUCAGUCGAGGGAGAGGACAGAAAGUCGCCAAUCGUCGCCAACAGUGAGAUAAAGGAUCAAGUUCUCGUGAAGCAGGGAGAUGACGAGUCGUCCAAGGACACGGAAACUCCAACACCGGCACCGCAAAAUUCUCUGGAUAAGUCUUCAAAAUCAGUCUUGGCAAAGCGAGGAAGGCGCAAGAAGUCGUCUAAGAAACCUUGGGAGGGCCUUUUCGAAGCCACGCUCAAGAUGAACGAAGGACCCACGGUCUGGGAGGUGACGGAUUUGAGAGAGGGCGUCGAGGGAGGAGAGAAGAAGUGGACAGAGCCGGCAUAUUGCCUAUUGUGCGACACUCUCAUUGAGUAAACGGUGAGGCACCCGCACGCAGGAUACUCUUUCCGUGGUAAUAUCAGGCACUGGAAAUGGAUUUUUUUCUUUACGUCAGCAUUCCUAUUUUCUGGAAAGGCGGUAAUAGCGUUUGCUUCGCUCAGCUCUUCAAGACACCUUGGACAACUGGUUAUAUCAACAUAAUGUUAGGGGAGGAAGGAAGAUAACAAAAAACGAAUAUAA